UUAAAGAAUGGCGGCUUUUGGUUGUCUCCGCAUAUCAUAACGUUUAAAGAGCUGCGGAUCUGAUUUGUUUCUCAGGUUUUCAGCAGAUAUUUAAACCCUCAUUAUGCGGAUCCAGUUGCUGUUUGUGCUUGUAGCCUCUUGUCGCGUGUCGGAGUCAAAGAGAAGAAAUGUCCUUCUAAUUAUUGCUGAUGAUGCAGGUUUUGAAACAGACGUCUAUAAUAACUCUGUGGUCCACACGCCCCACCUGCGCUCUCUGGCCCAACGCAGCGUUGUGUUCAGGAACGCCUUCACAUCCGUCAGCAGCUGCUCCCCGAGCCGCUCCGCCAUCCUCACGGGUCUGCCGCAGCAUCAGAACGGCAUGUAUGGCCUCCAUCAGGGAGUUCAUCACUUCAACUCAUUCGACGGAGUACAGAGUCUACCGCUGCUCCUCAGCCAGGCCGACGUACACACAGGUAUAAUCGGGAAGAAGCACGUCGGUCCUGGAUCUGUUUACCCCUUUGACUUCGCCUACACGGAGGAAAACAGCUCCGUCCUCCAAGUGGGCAGGAACAUCACCCGGAUCAAACUCCUGGUCCGCAAGUUCUUCCAGACUCACAAGGAGGAAGCAGCCGAGCGAAGGCGAGUAAGAGGCGUGAACGCAGAGGAGGAGGAGGAGAGGCCGUUUUUUCUUUACGUGGCCUUCCAUGACACCCACCGAUGUGGCCAUUCGCAGCCCCAGUAUGGGGCUUUCUGUGAGAAGUUUGGGAACGGAGAACCGGGAAUGGGUUUAAUUCCCGACUGGAAGCCAGUGUACUACACACCAGAGCAAGUUAAGGUUCCUCCCUUCGUACCCGACACACCGGCUGCUCGGGCCGACCUGGCCGCACAGUACACCACAGUCAGCCGGCUGGAUCAGGGUAUCGGGUUGGUUCUUCAGGAGCUGCGGGAUGCCGGUUACGACAACGACACUCUGAUCAUCUACAGCUCUGACAACGGGAUCCCUUUCCCCAAUGGCAGAACCAACCUGUAUCGGUCUGGAACCGCUGAACCCAUGUUGGUUUCCUCCCCAGAGCACAGGGAGCGGUGGGGCAACACCAGCCAGGCCUUCGUCAGUCUGCUGGACAUCACUCCCACCGUCCUGGACUGGUUUUCUAUCCCCUAUCCAUCCUACAUCCUCCCCGAGAGUCCGUCCUUGCAGGUCCUCCUCACCGGCCGCUCCUUGCUGCCCGCUUUGACCUCCGACCCCAGCAGCUGGAACACGGUGUACUCCAGCCAGUCGCUGCACGAGGUGACCAUGUACUACCCGAUCCGCUCCGUCCACCAGGGGGCGUACCACCUUCUUCACAACAUGCACUACCGCAUGCCCUUCCCCAUCGACCAGGACCUGUACGUGUCCCCGACCUUCCAGGACCUGCUGAACCGGACCAGGCUGCAGCGGCCGACUCACUGGUUCAAGAGUCUGGACCAGUAUUACUACAGGGAGCGCUGGGAGCUGUUCGACACCAGGACCGACCCUCAGGAAGCCAAGAACCUGGCGUCGGACCCGUCCUACAGCGGCGUGCUGGACAACCUGAGGCAGCUCCUGCAGAAAUGGCAGUGGGCGACGGGAGACCCCUGGGUCUGCGGGCCGGACUACGUCCUGGAGGAGAAGCUGGAGCCUCACUGCAGACCCCUCUACAACGGCCUCUGACUUGCUCUGAUGGUAUUUUCUUCCAUCUUCGCUGACGUGAUAUUUUCAAAUAACUUCGUUCAUUUGGUUUUCUGUUUUUUUGUAAUAGAAUAAGCUGUAAAUAAGAAAUAAAACUCGAGUUAAUUCUUUACAUCGUUUCAGUUUUUCUGUCUCCUUCAACAUUUGUUUUUGUCUCCCACUAAGACCAACCUUCCAUCAUCAGAAGUCUCAUGACGCGUUCUCAUAGAAACCCAACAUAAUUACAGUUUAACUGUUUGUUUGUUUAAUUAUUCAGUCUGGCUGACUAAGACUGAUCUGCUAAUUACACCAUUCAGAGGAGUUCAUGGCGCUUGUCGGAGGACUCAGCCUGUGUCCUAAAAAUGUUUUUUAUUGAUUAUAACGUUUCCCCUGAGAGCUCCACAUCAAACCCAUAUAGAGCCUUUCAAACAUAUACUCACAUGCUUUGCUCACGCUUUGUCACAUAAUCACAGAGGAUUUUAUGUGAUGGACACAGUAUAAAAUUGUCAAGUGGAAGGGAAAAGAUGCACAGUUUGCAUUUGUUUCUUUCUUUACAAAUAAUAAACCAAAAAAACUAAAAUAAAAAAAGAGAGAAAUUUGGAACUAUAAAAGUACAGCGAUGUGGCUCCACUUAAGGGGUUGAAUAUAAAUACACGCCACACUUUUCACAUUUUUGUGUAUGUAAAGAAAAUUUAAAAAUAUGUGCAGACUGCACAUUUCCUUCCUGGCCUGACAAAUAAAACCCCGAUAAAAAACAACAAAAAAUUACAGUUUGUGUUUGUUGCGGGACAAAAUCCAUAAAACUUCAUAAAACUGACGUAGACGGACUCAGGCGCUGCGUCGUGAUCAGCUAUAGAUUCAUCUGCAGGUAUUUUCAGUAAUAAUUUGUCCACUUUCGCACAUGAAACCCACACCUUCCUCUUAAGCUGUGACCUCUUGCCUCACAUUUCUUUCAAGGACGACAGAUUCAUUUUGACCCCUUAAAACGUCAGAAGGAGUGACGUCCUCAUACCUCACACACAGACACGCAUCGUGAUGGCGUGGCUCCAGCAGCCCAUCAGAAACGGAUCAAUUAGCGUCGUUCCCCUCUACACCCCCCAUUUUCUACAGACGGAUCAUCAUCAUCCGCCCACCUUGGCUCUGAUUUGACGAAUGUCCUGUGUCACGAUAAACCUCACCCAGCCUCCCUAUAUAAGAAACAGAAACUUUUCCAAGAUUCCAGCAAAAACAAAGUGUCCGCAGACGAAGGAGCAGACCUGUAGAAGCGCUAUUUUCUUGUGCGUAAAAUUUAAAAAAAAAAAAAAAAAU
This is a messenger RNA of Poecilia latipinna (sailfin molly), 2974 nucleotides long. It is a transcript of the gene sgsh, whose product is annotated as N-sulfoglucosamine sulfohydrolase (sulfamidase). Gene Ontology annotation, molecular function: N-sulfoglucosamine sulfohydrolase activity. The record is from RefSeq and is a predicted model, not a curated record. Gene Ontology annotation, biological process: heparan sulfate proteoglycan catabolic process; glycosaminoglycan catabolic process. The transcript is spliced from 9 exons. Bases 104 to 1669 code for a protein of 521 amino acids. NCBI's taxonomy places the organism in Eukaryota, Metazoa, Chordata, Actinopteri, Cyprinodontiformes, Poeciliidae.